Molecule: messenger RNA, 1198 nt
Organism: Malurus melanocephalus (red-backed fairy wren)
Lineage: Eukaryota; Metazoa; Chordata; Aves; Passeriformes; Maluridae
Exons: 7
Coding region: 38-1186 (382 amino acids)
Biological process (GO): microtubule anchoring
Cellular component (GO): centrosome
Molecular function (GO): microtubule binding
Source: RefSeq, a predicted model, not a curated record
GGACACCAAGCAGCCAGAGCUGUAGCAGAGCUGAAAGAUGGAGAAGAGCUUUGCCUCUGGAGAAUUGGAUCCUCUAACUGCUGUGGCCUUGGCUUGGAGGAGUCUGCAAGAAGCCAAAGCAGUGCUACAAAGGAUUGAAAACAAAUUUUAUCAUCAAACGUGGAGUUGUGCCAAAUCACAGGCAGCCAGAAGAAAGCUUUGGCACAAAAAGAGCUUUGAUGGUGAGAGGAACAAAGAUGAAACAGCUUUGAGUGAGAAAGAGAGCAGUGAGAGUCCUCCAGCCCACAGGAAGGGAAGCUGUGCUGUUCUCUCCUCUGCUUGCCCACAGCCCUGUUGGCCUGAGAGCCCUGCUGUGAUCUCUGACCCCUCCAGAAUGACCCUUCUGUCCCCCAGGGCAGUCUCAGGACCUUGCAGCCCUGCCUGGAACUGGGCUGUGGAUGGUGAAAGCUCAGCUGGGAUGUGGGUCCCUGCAAAGAACCUGAACAGACCAAGGAGGGACAAUUUCAGGGAGCAGGGAGGUUCAAGAGGUCACACAGUGCAGAAGGAAAAAUUUCCCUGUUCCCUGCAUCACCCACCUCACCCCCAUGCAGGGAGCAGCUCAUUCUCUGUCCCAUGGGGCAGCAGCACUCCUGUACCUCCAGCUCUCCUGCUCCCCACAUCCCACCUUGCAGCAGCCAGCAAGGCCAGAGAUCAGAAGCAAGAAGGACUGUGGAUAAAAUCACCCCAAAAUAAGUUAGAGCAACUCAAGAGGAAGAUCCAGGAGCAAAAGAGAAAGCAGCAUGCAGCACCUCGGGGGCAAGAGCGCCUGAUUUCUGCUAAAGAGCCCUCACCAAGGAGAGCUCUGAAAAGAAAGGUGUGCAGAGUGGCCUCUGCUCCUCCUGCUCCAGCUCACAGAGAUCAAAGAGAGAGAAGCUCAGCGUGGAGAAUUCAAACAGAACACCAGAGACAGCCUUCACCCAAGUCCUCUGCUCUGGAGAAAGCAGUGGCAGGGAAAGGUGUGAAUCUKCCUGGUGUUUCUGCGUGGAGAGAAGGUCAGAAGUUGGCCAGAAGGCUGCUGGGYCCACCCCCUCCAUUUCCACAUUUGAGGAGCAGAACUGGAGAGCAGAGCACAGCAAAGACCUUCGGUACAGCUGCCCCUCUACAGCACUGGCUGUUUUGGCAAACAAACAAAAAUGGGGUUUAUUAAACCUGGUUGAAA